This is a messenger RNA of Cooperia oncophora, 375 nucleotides long. NCBI's taxonomy places the organism in Eukaryota, Metazoa, Nematoda, Chromadorea, Rhabditida, Trichostrongylidae. The record is from the annotation of a GenBank genome assembly.
AUGCAGCUCCUCGACGGCAUCACUUUUCCCUACGACGAUGCCACACGACGACAUCUGCUAACAGUUUAUCGACAAAAACAAUCGUUUUUGGAUGGUGAAAUUGUGCAAGAACAUCUGCUCAGCCAGCCUCUUCUAUGUGCAGUACUAAUAGUGUUCGCCAUAAUAUCGUUGGGAACAUUCCUGUUCUCUGUGAUAUUCGUCGCCUGUCGAGCUCUUGGCAACUGCGGAGCGAAGCGGUACCAGGGAUGCCAUCAUACUCCUCGGCAGUCUUGUGAGAAUUUACAAUACGGAGCGUUGGUGGCGUACACUCCGUACUCUAAAUUCGAGGAAAUUGUCCUUGCCCACGACAAAUCAAUAAAAGAAGAAAUCAAAUAG